CGGCUAGGACCGUCGAGAAUGGCGCGUGGGUGGUCGAUAAGGAUUUUGAGAUUCUCUCGCUCCAGCCAGGGUCUCGAAAAACUUCAUCUCUUCCAUCUUCACCGCAACAGGUUUCUCACACGACAGCAAUCAUGACUGACAGACCUUUGCCGUUCGUCUACCAGUUCGCGGCUGGCGCCGUGGCUGGUGUGUCUGAGAUCUUGGUUAUGUACCCGUUAGAUGUCGUCAAGACCAGAGUACAACUGCAGACCGGCACUGGAAAAGGCGCAGAUUCCUACAAUGGCAUGUUGGAUUGCUUCCGCAAGAUCAUCAAGAAUGAAGGUUUCGGACGGCUAUACCGCGGAAUCGAGGCUCCCAUCCUGAUGGAGGCCCCCAAGCGCGCCACCAAAUUCGCCGCCAACGACAAGUGGGGACAAUUCUACCGUGACGCAUUUGGCAUCCCCAAGAUGACCCAGUCUCUCUCCAUCCUCACCGGUGCCACCGCUGGUGCCACCGAGGCCGUCGUCGUUGUUCCUUUCGAGCUCGUCAAGAUCCGUCUGCAGGAUAAGGCAUCAGCAGGCAGAUACACCGGCAUGAUCGACUGUGUCGCCAAGAUUGUGAAGCAGGAGGGCCCACUCGCCCUGUACAACGGCCUCGAGAGCACCAUGUGGCGCCACAUCCUCUGGAACGCCGGUUACUUCGGCUGUAUCUUCCAGGUGCGCGCGCUGCUCCCCAAGGCCGACAACAAGAACCAGCAGAUGAUGUACGACAUGUUGUCCGGUGCCACCGGAGGAACUUUCGGUACCAUCCUCAACACCCCCAUGGAUGUCGUCAAGUCCAGGAUUCAGAACACCACCAAGGUGGCUGGGCAGGUCCAGAAGUACAACUGGGCGUGGCCAGCGCUUGCGACGGUUUUCAAGGAGGAGGGCUUCGCUGCGCUGUACAAGGGAUUCACGCCUAAGGUUCUGAGGUUGGGUCCCGGUGGAGGUAUUCUGCUCGUCGUCUACACUGGCGUUAUGGACUUCUUCCGCGCCAUGCGGGAUAAGAAGGAGGCGGCGGCGGCAUAAAUUCACAUACCAUUUGUCUCUGUUCGUUCUGAUUAUCUGUACAUGUAUGACCGGUUUGUGCUAUUGCUCUUUUGAUGACAUAGAAGUUAGAUCUUGGCAGCGCCGGCAGGCAUUAGAAUGGGUGGAAGCAUACAUAUUAUAUCAGUCAUGGGUUAGCCACGUCACAAUAUAUCCAGAUACACUUGCGUUAUCCAAAUGGUGUCUAGAUUGUCAGCGUUGCGAAGCACGUGUGGGAGUUUGGCGACAGGAAGCAAUUGCUCAUUCUGCCCAUAAGCCUGGCAAGGAAGGGCAAGGCAGUGUCCAGGAGGAG
This is a messenger RNA of Pseudogymnoascus verrucosus, 1356 nucleotides long. RefSeq lists its product as uncharacterized. The record is from RefSeq and is a predicted model, not a curated record. Bases 132 to 1046 code for a protein of 304 amino acids. The transcript is spliced from 7 exons. Lineage: Eukaryota; Fungi; Ascomycota; Leotiomycetes; Thelebolales; Thelebolaceae. Gene Ontology annotation, biological process: mitochondrial ATP transmembrane transport; mitochondrial ADP transmembrane transport. Gene Ontology annotation, cellular component: mitochondrial inner membrane. Gene Ontology annotation, molecular function: ATP:ADP antiporter activity.